Harpia harpyja (harpy eagle) is the source of this 3646-nucleotide messenger RNA. RefSeq names its product diencephalon/mesencephalon homeobox 1 (gene DMBX1). Lineage: Eukaryota; Metazoa; Chordata; Aves; Accipitriformes; Accipitridae. The record is from RefSeq and is a predicted model, not a curated record. Gene Ontology annotation, biological process: regulation of transcription by RNA polymerase II. Gene Ontology annotation, molecular function: RNA polymerase II transcription regulatory region sequence-specific DNA binding; DNA-binding transcription factor activity, RNA polymerase II-specific.
AUGCUGCCUCCCGGUAGAUGGCAGCUCCGCCGGGCGCGGAGGCAGCGCGCAGGCAGCGCGGGCGGAUGGAGUAGGGCGGGCCGGGGCGCAGCGCCGCGCCCGCGGGCCGCUCCCACGCGUGUCACCGCUCCCACGGCGGGCGGAGAGGCUGCGCCGCCGCCCCAGGUUUAUGUCACCAUGCAGCACUAUGGAGUGAACGGUUACUCCCUCCACGCCAUGAACUCGCUGAGCGCCAUGUACAACCUCCACCAGCAGGCAGCUCAGCAAGCCCAGCAUGCCCCCGACUACAGGCCCUCGGUGCAUGCCCUCACCCUGGCAGAGAGACUGGCUGACAUCAUUUUGGAGGCACGUUAUGGAUCCCAGCACCGCAAACAAAGGCGAAGUCGCACAGCCUUCACCGCCCAACAGCUGGAGGCGCUGGAGAAGACCUUCCAGAAGACUCACUACCCAGAUGUGGUGAUGAGAGAGCGGCUGGCUAUGUGCACAAACCUACCUGAAGCCAGAGUCCAGGUUUGGUUCAAGAACCGGAGAGCCAAAUUCCGGAAGAAACAGCGUAGCCUGCAGAAGGAGCAGCUGCAGAAGCAGAAGGACUGUGAAGGGAGCCACAGCGAGGGAAAGACGGAGCCGCCCGUGCUGGAGACCCAGGCCACCACCCCGGACACCGAGAAAGUCCAGAGUCUCCCAAGCGAGGUGGGCGCAGACCUCAGCCUAACCCUGUCAGAGCAGUCGGCCAGCGAGUCAGCGCCCGAGGACCAGACCGACAGAGAGGAGGAGUUUAAGAGCACCUUGGACGAGGCUAAAGUGGACAAGAGCCCUGGUGUGGACAGCAAGGUUUUGAACUGCAAGAGAGCGAGCCCAAAAGCAGAGUCCCCAAUCAGCGCAACUGUGACGCCUUCAUCCAGCAGUGGCCUGGCUCAGACUCACUCCUACUCCUCCUCACCCCUGAGCCUCUUCCGCCUGCAGGAGCAAUUCCGCCAGCACAUGGCUGCCACCAACAACUUGGUCCAUUACUCCUCCUUCGAAAUGGGGACACCGUCUGCCAUGCCCUACUUGGGCAUGAACGUCAACAUGGCGCCGCUGAGCUCUCUGCACUGUCAGUCGUAUUACCAGUCGCUCUCCCACGCUCAGCAGGUCUGGUCCUCACCCAUCCUGCAGGCCUCCAGCUCCCUUCCAAGCCUGAACAGUAAAACGACGAGUAUUGAGAACCUAAGGCUCCGGGCAAAGCAGCAUGCGGCAUCCCUUGGGCUUGACACCCUACCCAACUGACUGCCAGAUGAGCUAGCAUUGCCCAUGAGAAGAUGCACCAGAGGUUGGCACUAGACAUGUCACUCCUUGAACCCCCACCCACCCUCACCUCUUCCUGGAGUAAGGUGCUCCCUUUCAGGGAAAACUUUGCAUUUAUUAACGUCUUAUUAGCACCAAGAUUGCAUCAGACAUUGCUACUGGCCUCGUCUUCACUAAAUAUUUAAGGAGGAAGGGGGAGAGGAUGUAUGUUUAGACAGAUGAACUGUCCUCUGGACUGCCAUGAGUUAAGCCUGUAACGUUCAGGAGAAGCCCCCUUUCCUCAUCCCUGCGAUAAUGUGCCAACUGUGUUAAUAUACACCUUUUUUUGUUGUUGUUGCGUUCUUUGGGAAAAGAAAGAGUCCUGCUUCGUCUUGUAUAUAGUUUAUAAUGUUGACAGCACCCAUCACCUGUGCGUUACUGUCAGUGUUACAGAACUGUGACCUCUUUUGCUUUUAUACCCCCUUCCUUCUCAAUUUUAGUAGCUAGUAUCCAAGUUACAAAUCAGCCAUCCUCCUGACCUCAGCUUGUAGCUAGUUGCUCUUCAUGGGUCAGCAUCCUAAAGGUGUUUAUGACGAAGAGAAACGAUUGUGCACUUCACUGCUCCACUUCCCCCUUCUCUGCUAAAGCUAAUUUUAUAACAGCCGGGAAAUGACAUGAAGGUGAAUUUCCUGUUUAAGCACUUCCUAUAAGGCAAGCAUUUUUCGUUUACUUUUUAAUAGCACUUGUUCAAAGACAGAGGACAAAAUAUUGGCCUAAUGCUGCUGGCUGGGGAGAAAAAUGAAAGCCAAAUUCACAGGAUUAUUUUUGAUCUAGAUUGUUUCCUCUUUGAUCUUCAGUGAAGUGUAAACUCCUCUAUUUACAAAUUAUGGGGUUUUCUUUUUGGAGAGCAUUUUGGUCUAACUUUGACAAUAGAGAAUAAUAAAAACUUUGUAUGAACUCCUGGUGUGUUCAUACACCAUGAAUUAUAUGGUUCUUUGACAAAAACUUGAUUAGUGCAAGCUGUGUCUAGAAAAAAGCUCUGAUCACCAAAUUCUACCCUCAAGCCCUGCAGCUUCAGAAACUGGUUAGCAAGCGAAAAUGUAACAAGUGAAAAAUGCUGAAAUGCUGGAGGCAAAGCAGGUGAUAAACAGGGGCUUUAUAGUCUCUUUGUAUUUGCUGGAGCUGAGGGGGCAUAGAUGAACUUGCCAAAAAUGCAGGCUUUGCAAGUAACCAAAAUUCACCAGCUUCAAAAUUAUUUCAGUGAACAGCUUCAGCCUCGUUUCAUUGGAACGACCCAUCAUUCAACCUAGGGUGGUUUUCCUUGUUGAGAAGAAAUGUUUCUGCCAACUCAAACCACGGGAGUUUUUUGCCAAACCAAAUAAAUCCUUUGAACCCACUCUGUUAUCCCGAGCAUUAGGGAGGGAUGAUAUCCAGAUCUAAUCUCUAACAUUGCCUAGGACCAAAAAAUCCAGACUGACUCUGUGGCAGGUGCUACGUUUGAAUCCCAAGGUUGUCAGCCGGGUCUGCCACUAACACACAGGGCAGUUCUGUGCUAAUUCACUGCAGAUGAUCAGCUGGUCCAUACUUGAUUUAACCAUGAAGUGUAGAUCCAUAGCCUAUGGCCCCACUCGCUCCCACCUUGCUUCAUACCAGGGCAGAAGCCAGGGGUCAAAUUACCUCUUUAAACAUGGGGGGAAAGACUGUUUUCAACUCCACUAAUGCCUCUUGAAAAAGCAUCUAACUCCUGCAAAUAGAGAUGUAAGAAUAGCCAAGUUUGACGGAAAAUGGUGUGUUAUCCCUCAUAAAGUUAUAGCAAGAGCGGACCUCCGGAGGGGGCAGCUCAUCGACUGCACCAGCUUCCACGGAAAGUGGAGCAUCUUCCUUAAACGUUUCUGUUGUGCCAAACACUUCAGUUUGGGGGUUUUCUCUCCUGCUUUAGUUCUCCUGACUUUGUCAAAUCAGCCCCUGUGACCGUCAGAAUUCUCCACAUUGCCAAAAACAAAGGUAUUCGUAGGAAGCAGAUUUUUGGCUGCCGCUUUCAAAGGAGUUUGAUUAAAUUAAAACCACCAAAGAACAUUUACUGUCUCCAAAAAGAUCCUUUGAAAGUCCCAGCUUCCAUUUUUUGUAGCCUGUCACCCAAACCAGGGACACCAGGACAAAGCUUUAAUUUUUCUCCUCUUCCUUCCUCAAAAAGCUAUAUUAAUCUUUAUUUUUAAUGCCUCACACUAACAUCAGUGCAUUUGUAGGAUAUGGAGUUUCUUUGCCAGAGCAGAGCAACUGCAAAUUUAAUUAACGGCCCUUCUGAUGUUGUUCCCUGGUGCCAGUCUAGACUGAGCUGAUGAAGCGAACAAGGGUGGUAAUUGGCAGUGAGACCAGAUCUGGA